This is a messenger RNA of Rotaria sp. Silwood2, 774 nucleotides long. Lineage: Eukaryota; Metazoa; Rotifera; Eurotatoria; Philodinida; Philodinidae. The record is from the annotation of a GenBank genome assembly.
AUGCACAAGGUUGUGAGUCUGCUUUUUUUGUUCGGUUUCGGAGCUGCAGCAACACAAAUACAUAAAGAUGAUCUUCCAUCAAAGUUCAUUAAACGUUUGACACCGUUAUCAAAACAAAACAAUAAUGGUAUUGAUUGGUGUCCAGAAUGUGUUGACACAUUCGACACUUUAAUCUAUUUUGUGAUUGAUGGUAUUAUGGAAUUGGGUAUUGCAACUACAUGUAAUGAUCUUUGCAAUUAUGUUACCCAGAAAUCAACAAACCCUUACUUAUCAAUCAUUUGUUCUGUCGGUUGUGAUAUCGUCGGAAUUAACGAAUUUAUCAAAAUAGCUACAGAUAUUGAUUUGGAUCCAAUUUAUUUUUGCGAAAAGUUAACACUUUGUCCAGUCUUUGAUAAUGGUGAUGCGAAGUUUUUAUCAUUUAUUAUUGCUCCACCGCAUGCACAAGCUUACACUAAAUUUGUAUUUGAUUUGAGCUACCAAACUUUUAAUGGAACUGGUACAGGCCAAAUGCUCGUUGAUGUUCAAACUAUUGACGGAAUAAAAGUUUCUUCAUUUUACUUGAUCGAAGCAAAAAAAACAGGCAGAUAUGCUGAACGUCUUAGUCUUGAUACAACACCAGAUCCAGAUUGUGAAUCUGCUGUCAAUCCUUGUGAAGAAUGGUUUCCAGGUGUAUAUAAUGUGACAGUUAAGAUCUGUAAUGGAGAAUGUGGUUCACAUCAUCCUCAUAGUCAAAUUUAUGAUACAAUUCAACGUACUUUUCAAAUCGAUAAAUAA